This is a messenger RNA of Chenopodium quinoa (quinoa), 1779 nucleotides long. Its product is annotated as uroporphyrinogen decarboxylase 1, chloroplastic-like. NCBI's taxonomy places the organism in Eukaryota, Viridiplantae, Streptophyta, Magnoliopsida, Caryophyllales, Amaranthaceae. The transcript has 7 exons. The record is from RefSeq and is a predicted model, not a curated record. Gene Ontology annotation, molecular function: uroporphyrinogen decarboxylase activity. Gene Ontology annotation, biological process: porphyrin-containing compound biosynthetic process. Bases 303 to 1496 code for a protein of 397 amino acids.
ACAAGUAUUUAAAAACGGCCGGAAAAAAUGGAGACGGAGGGAGUAUAUAUGUAUCAUUAAUCUUAUCUUCCUCAAACAUUUUCAUUUUUUGAAGCUCUUCACUUUUGCAAAUUAGCCGUAGGUCACCCCAUCCUUCUCUCUCCUCCGCUGAAGCGCAAUGCUUUGAAUUCUCCAUUAAAGCGCACACUCUAAAUUCACCAUCGAAGCAGCUUCUGAGAUUUCUCUCUCCUCCAUUAAAGCAGCUUCUGAGCAACAGUUGAAGAAAAAUAAUUAGCAAGAGAGAGGAAAGAUAGCCAUUGGAGAUGUCUCUUCCUUCUCUUUCAAGCGGUUGUUGUCACACUAAUGGUUGGAAUUCGUUGAGCUUUUUAUCUACUCUUCCUAAUUCCAAUUAUAAAAACUUUCUCUCUCCUCGUCGCAAGCUCAAUUACAGGAAAUUUCCUCUGACUUGUUCAGCUUCUGCUACCACUGAUCCACUCUUGGUUCAGGCUGCGAGAGGACAACCUGUUAGCCGCCCCCCAGCAUGGAUGAUGCGCCAGGCAGGAAGGUAUAUGGCUGUUUACAGAAAGCUCGCAGAGAAAUACCCAUCCUUUAGAGAGAGAUCAGAGACAACUGAUCUUAUUGUGAAAAUUUCCUUGCAGCCUUGGGAAGCAUUUCGCCCUGAUGGGGUUAUUAUAUUUUCUGACAUACUCACCCCUCUUCCUGCUUUUGGGGUUCCUUUUGACAUAGAAGAAGUCAGAGGCCCUGUCAUCCAGUCACCUAUUCGUGAUGAAGAUGCCUUGAAAACAUUGCAUCCAAUUGACUUGGAAAAACUUAAUUUUGUUGGUGAAUCUCUUAAAAUUUUGCGCCAUGAGGUUGGUGACAAGGCUGCCGUUCUGGGAUUUGUGGGUGCACCUUGGACUAUAGCAACAUAUAUAGUGGAAGGGGGUACUACCCGCACCUACACCAUAAUAAAAAGUAUGUGCCAUACAUCGCCUCAUGUUCUCGAGACUCUUCUGUCACACAUAACGGAGGCAAUUACUGAAUACGUAGUUUACCAAGUUAAGUCUGGAGCUCACUGUAUUCAAAUAUUUGAUUCAUGGGGUGGACAACUACCACCACAUAUGUGGGAACGCUGGUCUAAACCUUACAUUAAACAGAUAGUAGAUGCAGUGAGGAUAAAAUGCCCUGAAACACCACUUGUUUUCUACAUCAAUGGAAAUGGCGGUCUCCUUGAAAGGAUGAAAGAUACUGGAGUCAAUGUGAUUGGGCUGGACUGGACUGUAGAUAUGGCUGAUGGGAGGUCACGAUUGGGUCCAGAAACCAGUGUACAGGGGAAUGUUGACCCUGCUUGUUUAUUUUCUCCUCUUGCAGCCUUGACUGAUGAAAUCCAUAGAGUAGUGAAAUGUGCAGGGCCGAAGGGUCACAUCUUAAAUCUUGGUCAUGGCGUUCUUGUGGGAACACCAGAAGAAGCUGUUGCCCACUUCUUUGAUGUUGCAAAAAGCUUUAAGUUUGACUGAGUAUUAAUUUGAGGGAAAAAAAAUGAUUCAGCUUACUCGUAGUUAACAAUUUUUGGUAUGAGUCAACUGGUUUAUAGAGGGCUGUAUGUUUUUAGUUGUAUGAUGAAGUUUGCAGGCUGCAUAUCUUAAACUCUGACCAAGUGCUAUUUUGUAAAUGUAAUGCUGAGGAAUAAGCUGUUUGUAAUUGAGUUCCAGCUAAAUAGAACUGUUAUGUCAAAUUGUUGAGUCCGUCGUCAAAUGUUCCAUUUUUAUUCGAUUAGGGCUUCAAUCUGCCCCCUGUGUU